AACAAAAUGGCGACGAGUUUCAAGAAAAAAUCCUCUCGAGGAAGGUCUGUUUUUAUACCCGGAACACGGCCUUCUCUACAUAACAACCAACUCCUCGUAUCCACUGGUAUUCCCUCUAUGGAUGCUGUAAUUGGAGGAGGAGUUGCUGUUGGUACCGUAGUUAUGAUUGAGGAAGACAAUUAUGGUUCAUAUGCCAGACAGAUUUUAAAGUAUUUCCUGGCCGAAGGUGUGGUAUCUGGUCAUGGUUUGUUCCUGGCAUCAGCCGAUAUUGAUCCUCAAACUAUUCUAAAGGAUUUGCCACACCCAUUAGAUCAUGGGGAUGAUAAUACAGACUCAACAAACCAGGAAGAUACCAUGAAAAUUGCUUGGAGAUAUCAGCAGAAAAGCAAAGUGCAGUCUAAUCCCUCACACAAUAGAUUUGGUCAUUAUUAUGACUUAAGCAGAGUAAUGGAUGAAAAGAAACUUGAUACUAUCCCAGUAAGGAUGUUCAAUGCUGCAGAAGAAUGCACUUCAGAUAGCCCAAAAAACAGUAGAAGUAAUAGUCUCUAUGAGAAAUUACUAUCAGAGGUCAAUAGCACCAUCACAGAUGGAGGAUACAGUACAACAGCUGCAAAGCAGCAACAAGAACGUAGCAUACUUAGGAUAGCUAUCCACAGCCUUGGCUCACAGCUGUGGGGUGAAGAAUGUGGAGCGACCUGCGUUGACUUUAGUCCAGCAUUGCCAUGGUUUCUCUACUCCCUUAGAGCCACCUUAAGAUCGUCAUUAGUUGUCUGUAUGGUCACCAUACCAACACAUGUUUUUCAGGAUUCUGGGUUUACACAUCGGAUAGAGAGAUUGUGUGAUACUGUGCUAGCGCUUGAAUCCUUUGCCGGCUCUGACAAAGAAACCAAUCCACUUUAUAGAGAUUAUCAUGGUUUAUUCAACAUUGUUCGUCUACCUCGUCUGAACACUUUAACAACUCACAUGCCAGACAGUCUGGAUCUCGCCUUCAAACUCAAAAGAAAGAAGUUCUCUAUUGAGACCCUGCAUCUUCCUCCUGACUUGUCUGAAUCAGUAAGUAGGAAUCAAGAAGAAGCAAUCCGUCCCAAACCAGGUGCUUUAGCGUGUCAAACCGGAUCAGGAAACAGUAAACUGGACUUCUAAACCAUGAGAAAUAUAGGCUAGUAACAACUAUUGUUUGAACUACGAAGGAUAUUGCGACGAUGGACACACAAAAGGUUGGACAUAAUUUAUUUUUCUAAACACAGUCUUCGAAAUACAUCCUCCCGGACUUUGAAGGUGGUUCUUAUAAGCCGACA
This is a messenger RNA of Actinia tenebrosa (Australian red waratah sea anemone), 1298 nucleotides long. RefSeq names its product elongator complex protein 4. NCBI's taxonomy places the organism in Eukaryota, Metazoa, Cnidaria, Anthozoa, Actiniaria, Actiniidae. The record is from RefSeq and is a predicted model, not a curated record. Gene Ontology annotation, cellular component: transcription elongation factor complex; elongator holoenzyme complex; cytoplasm. Gene Ontology annotation, biological process: tRNA wobble uridine modification.